Messenger RNA from Vombatus ursinus (common wombat), 4264 nucleotides. It is a transcript of the gene MTX3, whose product is annotated as metaxin 3. The transcript has 9 exons. Bases 16 to 954 code for a protein of 312 amino acids. Lineage: Eukaryota; Metazoa; Chordata; Mammalia; Diprotodontia; Vombatidae. The record is from RefSeq and is a predicted model, not a curated record. Gene Ontology annotation, biological process: mitochondrion organization. Gene Ontology annotation, cellular component: SAM complex.
CGCAGCGGUGGCAAGAUGGCGGCCCCCUUAGAGCUCAGGUGCUGGGGCGGCGGUUGGGGGCUUCCGUCGGUCCACAGCGAGUCCCUAGUGGUUCUGGCUUAUGCCAAGUUUUCUGGUGCGCCCCUGAAAGUCAGUGUUAUAGAUAACACCUGGAGAGGUUCGAGAGGAGAUGUACCUAUUUUGACAUCAGAAGACAAUACUGUAUCUCAACCGGCAAAAAUACUUAAUUUUUUGAGAAAACAGAAAUAUAAUGCUGAUUAUCAGCUCUCUGCAAAACAAGGUGCAGAUACACUGGCUUACAUUGCUCUCCUUGAAGAGAAGCUUCUUCCUGCUGUGCUCCAUACAUUCUGGGUUGAGAAUGACAAUUACUUUACUGUGACAAAGCCAUGGUUUGCUUCACGGAUCCCGUUUCCACUAAGCUUGAUUCUGCCUGGAAGAAUGUCUAAAAGAGCAUUGAACAGGAUCCUCAUUACCAAGGGAGAGCCUCCUUUCUUCCACCUCAAAGAAGUAGAAGCCCAGAUAUAUAGAGAUGCCAAGGAGUGCCUAAAUCUUCUAUCAAACAGAUUGGGAACAUCUCAGUUUUUCUUUGGAAAUAUGCCUACUACCCUGGAUGCCUAUGUAUUUGGUUUUCUUGCACCUCUUUACAAAGUAUGCUUCCCUAAGGUCCAGUUACAAGAGCACCUGAAACAACUCUCCAAUCUGUGUCGAUUCUGUGAUGACAUCCUGAGUUGUUACUUUAGGCUUAGCUUUGCAGGCUUCUCUCCAGCGGGACAAGAUACAAUAGAUGCAAAUCUGCAGAAACUCACACAGCUUGUAAAUAAGGAAUCCAACUUGAUUGAAAAGAUGGAUGACAAUCUUCGACAAAGCCCUCAACUUCCUCCUCGGAAACUGCCAACUCUCAAAUUAACUAAAGCAGAUGAAGAAAGCAAUUCAUUUCAGCCCCUUUCACCCUGACAGCCAUCAUUUUCUGUGCAUGUGCUUCAGCUGCCUUCAAAUCAUUUGAAUGCCACAGUAAUCUUAUAAACAAGUGUGGUCAGGCAAAAGGAAAGCUAUUAUAAUAGGUACAAGUAAGACAAUAAGACUGAAAGUAGACCCUCUCCAUGCUGCUUGUUGCUCUAUUAAGAAGCUUGUAGUCCAGCCUGAUCAUGCUCUUAAAUGCAGUUAGGGUGAAUUUUUAAAAAGAAAAUAUAUUGUACUGUAUGAAACCAUCUUAACCUUGGCAAAAUUUUGCCUUUGGUUCAUACAUUGUUGAUCAAAAACUAUAAUUUCAUUGUUCUGAAUGUGCACUCUUAAUUUAUUCAAGUGUAUUAAUUUAAUCUCCUUCAAACAAUGUAUGUAAUACUAUAUAACUGUUUGGCUAAGGCUUUUUCCUCUGUUAAGAAACCUAUGGUUUCUCUUGGUAUUAGGAAAAGUGCAAAAACUUUCAUUAUUAAUGGAAAAUGCUGUCUUUAAAUAGCAGUUAAAAAAAAAUCUGUUUUUAAUUAAGUUAAUUAACCCAAUCUUUUUGGUGUGGUUACUGUACACAUCAAAUAUAAAUGAUGGUUUCACAUUGUAUUGGCCGAUCCAGUGCCCUUCAGGAUAAUUUUAUCACAUGCUGAUGUGUGUGCACAUUGGAGGUUAGCAAGGGCCCUGAUUAGUGUAAUGCAUCUAUACUUUUGGCUUAUCUCUAGACUCAGUGGGCGUCUAAUUUAGAUUCCAAGAGAAUUGAGUCUGUUGGUAUGGAGAUGCCAUAUCAUAUCUAACUUUGCCCAGCUCAGGAGCUACCUAGGGCUAGGGUAACAAGGGUACUGCAUGUCAAGUUCUGUAGCUACCCCAGGCUUUGCUCUAUCUAAACCAUUAUACACAAGAAGUGUAUAAUGUACUCAAAACCUUUACAACAACCAACUCAGCUGUCUCUUAGACAGCAGUUGAAAAACCCAAAGGUAUAGCUUAGAAAGCAGCUUUAAAUUUUUAAGAAUCUAUUUUAUCAUUAUUGGUUACUGAAGUGCUUAAGGGAUUCAGCCGUAAGGGCCAUUUUAUUUCCAAUUAGAAGCUUGCUUAUUCUCAAGGCUAAUGAGCUUCUUUUGUCUUAGAACUACAUCUGGGGUUUUAAAAAUAUAGCAACAUGUUUUUCGAUCAGUGUCUUAAAGAUUACUAACGGUGCUCAGUUCAUCUUGUCAAGUUCUAAUUCAGAGACCCAUAUGGCCAGAAACAGGUUUCAUAUCUAAGAGACUACUUUGUUCAUUUCAUGUUGAUUUGAGCUCAGCAGUUUCUUGAAUCCAUCCUUCCUAAACUAUUUAAUUUGUUCUAUCUUUAAGUCAAUAUUUAUGUAAGAAUCCAUAAGUUCUUGUAAAUAUUGUAUUGUCAUCUUUAAAAUUUCCUUUGUUUCUUCAGUUACUUUAGGAAAAGUAUGUUAGCUAGUUUUCAUGUUAUUAUUUAAAUAUUUGUUUCUGCUUCAUUUAUAAGUAUAGGUUUAGAUAUAACAGCAGUCAAAUCUACAUGAAUGUUUUGAAAAUCAUGAGCUUAGGAAUUUAAUGCUUGGGGAGCAUAUGUGUGACAAACAAUGAGCAGAAUUAUGAAUCACACUUUUGCUUAUGCUUUUUUUAGAAUGAACUAUUUUAGCAAGAUGUCCAGCUUUGCUUAAAGAUAUUAAAUGUCUCUGAGUAAAUGAAAAUGUUUAAAUUUCCACAAGUAUGUAGGAUAAUAUUAAUAAUGGCUUAUAUUUAGGUGGCUUUAGGGUUCACGAAAUGCUUUCAUUCAUCUCUUUUGAUAACAUACUUUUUUAUAUUUCAUAGGUGGGAUCAGGCUCAGAUAUUACUUUUAUGUGCUAAUAUCUUCAGUCAAAAGAUAUGACCUUUAACAAAUUAUUAUACUUCACAGCAAACAAGUAAACAUAAGUAUGAUUCAUUUGCUAAUUGUUCUUUCUAGCUUUGAAUGUCUUUACCCAUAACACAUGUUGAACCGCUGUUCCUAAAUCCUUUAGCUAAGAGUAGGACCUAAUAUUGACAAGUGAGGAUUACUGUACUACAGUUGUAUUUAUAUAUAUUUUUUCUCUUCAAUAGAUAUCCUUUGGCUUUAAAGAACUUUUAGUUACUUCUUUUUGGUUAUUUUUCUGUAUAAGUAAAUUUGAUAAUUCAAAGCUCAACCUAAUAGCAAGUACUAUAGGGACCACGCGUAGGAGGGAAAGGGACCAAAAAUUUGCAGAUUAAUCAAGGAUUGUAAUCAGUCUAAGUCAAUAUAUGUUUUAGACCAAGUUUGAGUUUUGGGAAAACUAGUCUUGGAACUGGAGGCCACUUUUGAAGGAAGUAGGUUAGGGAAAAUAAGAUUCAUUUGCUGGGUUCAUGUGGCUAUGAGAUGGCAUAGGUUGGUUUAAAAAAAAAAAAGUAGAGGGAGGAAGACAGACAAUACCCAGAAAACCAAGAUCCAGUGCCUUCAUGGGAUAUUUCAGAUUAAUGAUAGGGCUGUAGAAAGCAUAAUGUUUUCAUUAUCUUAGAAAACUGCUCCCUACCCCCCAAAAAAGUUUCACAUCAGCAAAUCAGAUUUCAAUGUAAAUGUGUAAAUACAAUUUGGUCACUUGGAGAUUGAAAGUUGGUUAAAUCUAAAGCCAAGUUUAUGGCCUUUCAGUUUAUAAUUGUAUUUCUGCCAAAUAUAUGACAACUUACCAGAGGCAUCUCAAGAUAUUGAAGAAAACAGCCGUUAUGCAAAAUCUAUUGAAUGCAAUGGUUCAACAGCAUUAAGGACUUUGCCCUAGGCAAAUACCAUCAACAUCGGUUCAGUUUUUAUGCUUGAUUCUAACUUCUGAAAAGGAGGUGGCAGAACCAAUGUGUAGUCAAGGACAGUCUGAAGAAGUAGAUCAUUUAUAUCAGCAUUAGGAGAUUAUUGUCUAGAGGCUUCUGCUUGAAGGAAGAAUCUGUAUCCAGAAUUCCAGAAUAGAAAACUUUUAUUAUAAUAACAGGAGAUGGGAAAAUCUAGCUUGGCAGAACCAAGGAGCUACAGUUUGAGUUAAACUAGGCCUUUGUCAUUUUAUCAUGGAACUGUCUUCCAGAUUAACUCUGUUGGUCCAAAUUGGACCAGUAGACACAAUUAUCAUAGACACUAACAGGUUCUCAUUUAAUGAGUUGUCAAACAAGAUUCAGUUCUGAGGAACUGGUAGACGGAAGAAGGGAAUAAAAGGUAAACAUGUAGUUUAAUUUAUCUGUAUUAAUUUGGAAUUUAGAUCUUUAGAUCAUUAAUUGUAUUUACAGAUAUGAAGACCUGGGAAAAAUUAAAAUUUUUUUUCAAAUUG